Molecule: messenger RNA, 579 nt
Organism: Fusarium vanettenii 77-13-4
Lineage: Eukaryota; Fungi; Ascomycota; Sordariomycetes; Hypocreales; Nectriaceae
Exons: 2
Coding region: 1-579 (192 amino acids)
Source: RefSeq, a predicted model, not a curated record
AUGGAAUCCCCUUUUACUGUUUCUGCCAAGCCUGGUGGUGAUAUCUGGAAGCAGCCUCCUUCUCAUGAUGUCUUUACUGCUCCCUCGCGCACCCACUCCUCCGGUCCCCUUCAAAGCCUCAUCUCAGCAACUCUCACCUUCACCUUGACCUACACCCACCAGUACGACCAAGCCGGUCUCCUACUCACCCUCACAAAGCCGGGCUCCCAGAAAAAGUGGAUCAAGACUGGUAUCGAGUACUUCAACAACCACCCUCGUUUCGCUACCGUCGGCUGCGAUAACUUCAGCGAUUGGAGUCUUGCGCCUGUGCCUGAAAAGGACGAGGCUGCUGUCAAGAGCGGUGGCAAGAGUGCUACCAUUGUUAUCGAGAGGGAGAAGAGUGUGCUUGGGCUGUGUUGGUGGAUCUCUCGAAUUGAUGAUGCUGGUGAAAAGGUGCCUUUGAGACAGCUCUGCUGGCCUUUUGGUGAGGAUGGAUGGGAGGUUGAGAUCGGUGCUGCAGUUGCACGACCUAACAAGGACGUUAAGGAAGAGUUGGAAGCCAAGUUUGAGAACUUUGAGGUCAAGUGGGAGUCUACUUGA